UUUACAAAUGAGGCGCGGCGUGUCUCCCUCGGAAGUUUUUGGUACCACUUCGAAGUUGGCGGUUGCUAUGGCUGCGAGUUCAUGCGAGGCUGGCCGCGAGGGAAGUGACGAGUGUGGCUGUUGUUGGGACACGUGACUGGAGCUGCACUGAUCUGUUUUGACAAGCAGGCAGGGAGGGAAGAGAGGAGGGGAGGCAGACUGCGAGCAUCACGACCAGGAGGACUCACUGUUCCUUUCAUCUGCAUUUCUCCUGAAUUAUCCUCGCAGCGACCUGCUCCGGCGGUGCUCCCGCAGUCACCCGGCCUGUCAGCGCGAGCACGGCGGACGUCGCUCGGCCAGCGCUCUCGGAAAUCGCCGCAGUCGUUGCCGAGGCGUCUGAUCGGAGAGGGGGGGGGGGAGUCGGUGCUAUCGGUUGUUGCUUUGAAAAGUUUUAAUGAGGAUCACAAAGGAAGUCGGCACAGGUGGCGUUUCAGACGUCAAGUAGAUGGACGCGGUUCGAGCUUGGUUCGUGGAUAGAAAGUGGAUCGUGUCGGUGCGAUAUCACAGAUUUCACAAGCUGAAAAUGUUUUCGUCGUAGUGAAAAAUAAUAUAAUUAUCAAUAAGACGAGUCCGCCCGUCGUCGCUGUUUAUAGACGAGCUGUGGCUACUUGCGUUAUAUUUGGUGUUUUGCGAUGGUUUGGGAAUCUUCAACCUCCGUCACGGUAGGUUAGUUGGUUGACUUUGCUACCGAGCUAGCGCUGCUGAGUUAGCCAGCAGAGAGCAGCCAGUGUUAGACACACACCGACAUGAACCGCUGCCUAACUAUGCUUCAGGUGCAGGGAUCUGACACGAGCUGUACGAGUAACCUGCUCGCUAGUUAAACCACGACUAGUCGGAUUGGUUACUCGCGGAUUGACAGGUCGGUUGACUCGCGCCUGGCUGUCAGUGGUUAUCAGCUGUCUUUGUGUUAGUCAGUUGGACAAUACAGUGCGAUCCGAUGGAAGCGUACAGUAGCAUGCUAACAAAGCAAUGCUUUGUUGUUGGGUAGGGGGCAGCUGGCACCAACACGCAGGCUUCACAGCUGAUAAUACUGCUUAGGUAAUACAGCAGGUCUCAGUCAACGAGGAGGGGUUUGAGGAGGGGGGGUCCAGACACCGAAGCUGUGUGUGUGAGAGAGAGAGAGACAGAAAAAGACCAAGAAGACCCCCCGCCGGAGACCCUGAAGGCAACCUGAUGACACUGGACAACAUGAAGCCGGAGCGAGAUGCAACAGAGGAGUUUUUCGAGUACGACGCAGAGGAGUUCCUGGUGUUCCUGACCUUGCUCAUCACCGAGGGAAGGACACCGGAAUAUUCCGUGAAAGGAAGGACCGAGGGGCUGCACUGUCCGCCAGCCCAGUCGGCCAUGCCUCCUCUCCACAAGCACGAAUGCAGCGACAAACUGCCCCAGUGUCGGCAGGCGAGGCGAACCCGCUCUGAGGUCAUCCUCCUUUGGAGAAACAGCAUCCCCAUCAUGAUCGAGGUCAUGCUUCUGCCAGACUGUUGCUAUGGUGACGAGUGCCCCCCGAGUGACCCCAUCAGUGACCCGGUCAUCAAACAAGAUGCUCUGCUGCUGGAGAGAUGGACCCUGCAGCCUGUUCCAAGACAAAGCGGUGAUCGUUUCAUUGAGGAGAAGACCCUGCUGUUGGCCAUGCGCUCUUACGUCUUCUUCUCGCAGCUCAGCGCUUGGCUCAGCGCCUCCCAUGGCAUCGUCCCCAGAAACAUCCUGUACAGGAUCAGUGCUGCUGAUGAAGAUGUGGUGUGGCAGUUUUCACAGCCGCCUUCAGAGCACAUAUUUCCCGUCCCCAACGUAUCUCAAAGUGUUGCACUGCAAGUUCGUGUCCAGUCGCUGCCCCGACAGCCCACUUACCCCACCCUGGCCUGCAGCAUCCACACCGGCCUUCCACCCCUUUAUAGCAAGACCCACAGCCUCAGCCCAGACUUCAACAGCCAUGGUGGACUGCCCACCCUCAAGAAGAGCCAGGACCCCGGCAAAGACAACCUCCUCCACAACGCGAACAUCUACAGCAAGAGCUCCAACUCCAUGUCCGGUCUUCUUCUCAACGGCUUACCCAUUCCCAACCUUCCCAUCAACAACAUCCCCAUCAACAGCCUUCCUCACACGACCGUGCCGCAUCCGUUCAGCAAGAAGAGCCAGGAGCCGGCCGACAACCACGCGUACCAGAACGGAGAGCUUCCGCAGGUCAACGUCCCCCAGCGCCAGGGCUCCCCACUGUUCCAGAGGCCUUCCAACUCGCCCACUCCCUCCCGCUCCCACUCCCCCUCUCCGCUGCCCGCCAGUAAAGCAGGGAAGUGGCUGUACUCAGCCCUCAACGGUUCGCCUGAUCCCGCACAAGUGGAGGACUACGGCUCUGGUACCAACAGCAGCGAGAGGUCAAAGGGUCCCCCCAUCCCCGAGCCCCUGCGAGCUUUCAAGAGUUUCUCUUUGGCUGAGCCGCCCCGCUGCCCGUCCCCGAGGCCCGCCGCUACCGAGACAAACCCGCUGAUUGGCUCCCUGCUGCAGGAGAGGCAGGAGGUCAUUGCACGCAUUGCACAAAGGCUCAACUUCUGUGAUCCCACGGCGCCGCCGCUCCCGCCCGGCCUUUUUGCCCCUGACAACCCACCCAAAGCCAUGUGGGGCAGUAACCAUGAAGACAUAACUGCCACUAAGACCAAAGAGCCCGAGGUACCGCCCUACGAGUCUGUGGGACGCGUUUGGAGCAGCCCCUUCAACUCGCCCAUGACCGACACUUCUCUGGGUAAACGUGAGACUUCCUCCCCAAAACCUGCAGCCUGCAGGAAGCUGAGGAUGACUGAGAUGAGAGACAGAGAGGAGGAGAGGAAUGGAGAGAAGGACAGAGACUGGGAGAGAGAAAAAGACAGGGAGAGGGAGAGAGACAGCUCCCUCAUAGCCCAGGCAGUGCAGGACAUCACAAGACUCAUUCAGGAGAGGCUGUCUGUCCCCUCUCUGUCCCCCAUGCACAGCAGAAGUGGCAGCCCCCUUCAUCACACACACACCACCACAGUCACCCACACGGUCCGCACAUACUCGCAUACCGCGCACGCCCCGCAGCCCUCGCAUACUGCCACCAACGGUUACACCAACGGCCACACGCCAAGCCACGAACUUCACAGAGGCGGCACGCACAUCGCCGCCUCACACACGCCUGUUUGCACAGACAAGCCCAGAGUCGACCCGGGCGCCGAGUGCCACUCGCCCGGGGCCCAAAAUGGUGCUCAGUUUACACUUGAAGAACACUCAUUCAGGGGCCAGUCCCACGCCGGUCAGCGUUUACGGACUCCCCCGCUGGAAAGGCGGAGAGUCAGGUCACCCAGCAGCCAUGAAUCGCCCUCCGCCUCCCACGCCCUCGACACCAGCCCGAGGCACGCCCAGAUUUUUAGCUGGAAUCACGAAAAAACCAGCCCAGCCACGAACUGUAACAGAAGCCACGACCCCAGCGGGCCUCGGCCCCAGAUGCAGAAUUGUGCGUUUGCUGAGGCUUGCGGCCUCCAGGAUGAGAACCAGGCCCCCUCGCAGUCUGGAGGCUCCAGCGCGUCCAGUCCAGACAUGACGACUCCGACUGUCCUGAGAGCCCAAAGCCCCUCCCCCCUGCGUCCCUGCAACAGCUGGAAGAAACAGAACCGCCACUCGUUAGAUGCCACAGCGACCAAGGCCUUCCACCCCUGUACUGGCCUGCCUCUGCUCUCCAGCCCUGUUCCUCAGAGGAAAAAUCAAACAGGCUACUUUGACCUGGACACCUCUCUGACUGGCUGUAAGGGUUUGCCUUGGGCCUUUGGGAAAAGGGUGUGUCCGAAGAGAGAGGGAUAUACCGAUGAGUCACAGCAGCUGUUCAGUGCCAGCGCUCCACCUGCCAGUCUCAGCCUGCUGGGAAACUUCGAGGAGUGUGUUUUGAACUACCGCCUGGAGCCUUUAGGAACAGUGGAGGGCUUCACAGCUGAGGUUGGAGCCAGCGGAUCCUUCUGCCCCAGUCACCUGACCUUACCUGUGGACGUGUCAUUCUACAGCGUCUCUGACGACAACGCUCCCUCACCAUAUAUGGGCGUGAUAAACCUGGAGUCCCUGGGGAAAAGGGGCUACCGUGUACCCCCAUCAGGAACCAUACAAGUGACCUUAUUCAACCCUAACAAGACGGUGGUGAAGAUGUUUGUAGUGAUGUAUGACCUACGAGCCAUGCCAGCUGGACACCAGACCUUCCUACGCCAGAGGACCUUCUCUGUCCCCGUCCGCCGUGACACAAACAAUCAGACCAGCAGGAGGCCCCUCGCCCUGGGCCAGGGGCGCACCUUGCGCUACCUCGUUCACCUGAGGUUCCAGAGCUCCAAGUCUGGGAAGAUCUACCUCCAUAGGGACAUCCGUCUGCUGUUUUCCAGGAAGUCCAUGGAGGUGGAUAGUGGUGCUGCCUACGAACUCCAGUCUUUCACAGAGUCCCCCAUCGACCCACCGUUCUCCCCCCGCUGCUGAGGUCCGAUGCCCUCCCACGUCCGCCUGGCAGGCCGCUACUGAAGCUUCAGACAAAUCUCGAUGCCAGCGAUAGACUCUUAUUCAGUCCGGGAGCCCCCGCGGCUCGCGUUUGGGGAAGAGACGAGGUCCAAGGACUGCAGUAAGCACGUCUCUCCUGGCUUGUGUUCAGAAACUUGACGUUUCAUCCCUUCCGUCUCUCAAAACUGACGAGGGGGCGGUUCUAAAGGCCGGAGAAACUCGUAAGGCAUGAACCUGGCUCUCUGUGAGGAACACAGCCCGAAACGGAGAGGAUCUACUCUGAGUGUGUUUCUGAUGUUGUUACUCUGGUCAAGAAGUUCUUACCAGACUUGAUAGGUUCUGUUUUCCCUGCUGUUAUGUGUUUCCCCUCCAGCGUCUGGCAGGAGAGUAGAGACCAGUGAUCAUCCACACAAGCAGUCAGAUUAAAAAAAGAAAGGAAAAAAAAAAAAAGAGCUCAGGAUAGUAAAUUUUGUUGACACAAAUCAAAAUGUUAAUCGGACCUCUGUGGUGUUAAAUCCUAAUUAAUUUUAAUUGAAUAAAAAGGCACUUUGAAAUUAGAAAAAACAAAACAAGAUUUGAGAUUUUUAAAUCCUUGAAGAUCAGAUUGACUGGACUGAGAGUGAUGUGGGUUGUGGCCUUGUGAUCCCGGAGCUCGGGGCGGAGGGAGAGCAGACGGAGGAGGACCCGGGCGGCAGACUGCGGAGCAACACAAACUGUGGACCACCAGAGGAGCAAUCACGAUGGACUCACGUCAACGCGUCACAGCAGAACAUCAGAAGUGCACUGUGUGUUUUUUUUCUCUCAUUAUAACUGGAAAAGAAACAGAAAAUAGUCAUAUUCUAAUACUUUUGUACUGUUACAGAACCACUUUAUUGGAAGUGUUGCAAUAGAAAGAAUAACCUUAGUUUAGUGUUUACACAUUCACUUUCAGUUUACCUUAUCAUCCGUUUAUUUAAUAUUUAAAUUAAUAUUUCAGUUACUACUUGUGACGUCUGUCAUGCUAAGAUGAUGUAGUGCAAACUGUAUAUCAUAGUAUGUAUUUUUGACAUCAAUAUUCAAAUCUAAAAAAAAAUAUAUCUAUAUCUUCUAAAUCAA
Salarias fasciatus (jewelled blenny) is the source of this 5613-nucleotide messenger RNA. It is a transcript of the gene atosa, whose product is annotated as atos homolog A. The record is from RefSeq and is a predicted model, not a curated record. The transcript is spliced from 12 exons. Bases 1213 to 4500 code for a protein of 1095 amino acids. Lineage: Eukaryota; Metazoa; Chordata; Actinopteri; Blenniiformes; Blenniidae.